CUGACACUGGAAAAUUCUGCUUCAUUGAGUCAGCCAUAUUUCCAGCUUGUUGGCCUCUGUUGUAUUUGAAAUAAUGUAUCUCAAACAUUUUGGCAGAUGCCAUUGUCCAACAAAACUGACGUUCAGCUGCAAUACCUCCUCUGAGACAAGGACCAAACCUUGACUGGGGGUGGUUGUUAAGGAGAGUCAGAGAAUUUCAGGGGAGCUCAAGGCCCCAUACAGCUGCUAAUGCAGAAGUGUUGGAAUUGGAGCAGCACCGAGAUCCUGAGUGAAUGCAGGGUGGGGGAGACUAACACCGCAUGAUGUUCAAAGAAUUUCCUGCAAAUUACUCAAUCUGUAAUCCAAGCUGAACUCGUCGUCAUUGGCACAAGUCUGAUGAAGUCCAAGUGCAAUGGAGAAGAAACUUCCAGUGGCUGUAAUGGAGUAGGUUGCAGUAGCUACGUGCUCCGAAAUUAUUCGCUUACUUUGCUGUUUAAACCUAUCUCGGUGAGAGCACCACGAGUAGAAAAUACUCAAAAAAAAGGCUACUUUAGAGACUUUGACUGAAAUGUUUCAACAAAUGUCAGAGAGACUCAAAAUCGGAUAAACUGGAUGACUUGGAAUCUAAGUUUGACUUGUUACAGAAUUCCUUCGACCUGGUUAAAUCUGACCUGAAAACGCUUAAUCGGAAACUUGGAAGUAUGCAACAGACUGUGAAUGACCACGAAAUUCGUAUUCAGCUACACGGAGAAUCUCUGCCGGUGUUGCAGAAGUAUAUCGAAGGUUUCAAGAAAAUUUCUAAGAAACAACUUAAAAAAAAAUACGACGCGUUACUGAAGAAACUUAGAGAUUUGGAGACCAGGAACCGAAGGUGCAAUUUCAGAAUUCUUGGGCUUCCUGAAAAACUGGAGGGUAAUCCACCUAUCGAUUUUUGUGCUCAAAUGCUGAAAGAUUUACUCCUUGAUACAUUAUCGGAACUACCAAAAUUUGAGCGCGUUCACCGAGUGACCCCGCCUAAUUGGGAUCCUGCCAAAACUCGCUCUAUUAUCAUUUGCUUUUAUGACGCUUUUAAAGAACAGAUCCUUCGUGAAUCAAGGAAGAAACCCAUAUUACAAUUCCGUGAUCAACAGUCUCGGAUCGUUCAAGAUUAUGCACCGGAAGUUCUAAGAGCUGGACAGGCUUUUAAAGAGAACUCACCCACAGAGGGGAAUGAGAGGCUGAAGAUGAAGUGCCAUGAAGCGAAAAAGACGAUGCUACACUAAGGACUUGGCUAAAGACAUGAAACUGAGACACAUCUUCCUGUCUGUCCUGUUCUUUGGAUGCGUGGGUCUGCUAUUCUUCGUGUACCUUCAAGCACAGAUUGAAGAGCAGUCACCAGGGCUGAGGAUCCAUCAGGACCAAAUGACAAAGUCUUGGAAUAGGCAAAUCAAGAUCCCAGAGAAGAAUUGGACAGUUUUCAAGAGUGGAAGGGUUACAGGUUAUAGAGUUGACAAGGCCAGCAAAGGAAGUGCCUCAGAACCUUGGCAGUCCAUUUUUAACCCAAACAGGGAUUCAGCAAAGCAAAGGUUGCUUCAACAGAUGAAGAUGAGGAACCUUCUGCUGAAAAAGUACUUGAAGCCGAUGAACCUGGCAUCUUUCCAGUUGUCAAACCGGACUCUGGUUACCGAUGCAGUUCAUGAGGAAAGGAAGAGAUUCCUGGCCAACUUUUGCAAGAAGCUUUACAUCAGCAGGCGCAGGCGCUCUCUCAGCCGACUGGUAUCUCAGGUUUAUGUGGAGGAGAAGCACAAGCUGCUAUAUUGUGAGGUGCCCAAGGUGGGCUGUUCGAACUGGAAACGCAUUCUGUUGGUGCUGAAUGGCCUUGCCACGUCACCAGGCAACAUCUCACAUGAUUUUGUGCACUACAGCAAGCAGCUGCGGCGCCUCGACAGCUACAGUCUCAGGGAGUCCUACGAACUACUCAACAGCUUCAUCAAGGUCUUGUUUGUCAGGGACCCCAUGGAAAGGCUGGUGUCUGCUUUCCGUGACAAGUUCGAACACCCCAACAGCUACUACCACCCAGUAUUUGGCAGGGAGAUCUUAAAAAAGUACAGAGCCAAUGCCAGUGCUGAGGCUCUCCGAACAGGCUCGGGUGUGACUUUCAGAGAGUUUGUUCAAUACCUCUUGGAUCCACAUAAGCCCAUUGGCAUGGACAUCCACUGGGAACAAAUUAGUAAGCUCUGCUCUCCUUGUCUGAUCAAUUAUGACUUUAUUGGAAAAUUUGAGAGUUUGGAGCAGGAUGCUAACUACCUCCUGAAGCUGAUCGGUGCCCCUGAGGGGUUACAAUUCCCAAGCUUCAAAGACAGGCACUCUUCAGAUGAGAGAACUACCUCUGCUGUGGUCGAACAGUAUCUUGCCCAAGUAACCUCCUCAGAGAGACAACAGAUUUAUAAUUUCUAUUAUCUGGAUUACCUCAUGUUUAAUUAUUCCAAGCCAUAUCUUUAGCGUGGCUUUGGAUUGAAAGAGUAAUUUAUCAACAAAUAUCUUUAAUAUAUUUUGUGACGCAGAAGUUAUUUUAAUACUUUUCUAUUGGAUUGGUAUAGCAUUCAGUCAUUUUGACUCUUCUUGAUCCCAGCAGUUAAUCUUUGACAUAAAAGAAAUUGUGAAUUUCCUCAGCUGAUUCAUGAACAUCGGCAUUAUGUACCAAAGCUAAACAAGUUUGGGGCUGUGGAGGAAGAUGAUUGAAUCAUCUGCUACUUUGGUUCUCUUGAAGCCUGGUCCCAGCUAAGUUGGAGCAUCUAGUUUUGGUAUUGAUUCUCCCAGAUCUGGAGUGAGAAUAUUCAUCACCAUUCGUCACAAGUAACAACUUUAAGACUUCGAUGCCUUUGGUAGUUAAGCGGCUUCUGCACCCUCAGUGGCUGAAGUUAAGGCACAUCCAUUCUGAGGAGGUGAUGGGGGUCUCUCAUCAGACUCCAAAAAGUAGAACAAAGUAGAGAAAAUUGAGGGGACCAGAAAGGUUGACUAGGAAUCAAGAUUCUGCCGUAUUCUCUCACUUUACUGAUAGUGAAAUUUUUUUAAUGUUUUUGCAGGUGGUGGACAUACUUCUGAGAGUAAGUGUUGUGCAAGGCUUUUAAUGGUAUUUUUUAAGUUAACCCUACAGUACACCUAAGGUCAUUGUAGGAAUCUUUGUCAUAGAAUAAUUCUACUUAAAAUUACAGAAUAAAGAACACACUCUGCAUAACCUUGUCUCCUUUGGGCUUUGGGCAAAAUGGGAUGUAUGUCAAGGGGUGGGGGAUUUUUUUGAAUAAUUUGAUUCAUUUCUCUUGGUUUUUAAUAGGCUUCAGUUUGGCUGAGUGAAAUAGAAUCAACACCAUUGUGGGCCAACACAUCUGUUCUAUUCUGGAGAUAAAAAUGCAUAAAGUUCACUAGCUUAGUGUAGAACAAUAGAGCACAAGAAUAGUCCCUUUGGCUCACAAUGUCCUUGCUUAAAACAACGCCAUAUUAAACUAAAUCUCUUCUGUCUGCACAUGAUCCAUGUGAAUACAAAAUGUGCAUAAGUUUGAGAUUUUCUCCUGUUAUAUGGGAGUAGUGUUGAGAUUUAGUCCACAAAACGUACCUGAAUUUCCUUAUUCUUUUAAUAAGGAAUGUAGAAUCAGAAUUGGAUUCACAUUCAUUAUCACUGACGUAAUGAAACUUGUUUUAUAGCAGCAGACAGUGACAAACUUACUAUAGGAGUAGAGUAUUGGGCUAAACAUACAUCCUUGAGGUAUGUCUAUGUUGAUUGUCAGCGAGGAGGAGAUAAUAUUACCGAUCCAUAAAGAGUGUGAUCUCCCGAUGAGGAAAUCAAGGAGCCAUUUUCAGAGAGAGGUACAGAAGCCCAUGUUUUGAAGCCUGUUGAUGAGUUCUGAGGGGAUGAUGGUUUUGAACCUCAAGCUAUAGUUGAUAAACGGUAGCCUGAUGUGUGUAUGCUGUUGUCCAGAUGCCCCAAAGUCAAUGGAGAGCCAUUGAAAUUAUGUCCAUUAGACUUGUUGUGGUGGCACAUGGGUUGUGGUAGGUGUUGGUCCAGAAAUGUGGCAAAUAUUUACCUGGUUCAUGGAGCAUUUGUGAAAGGAGCAGCAGAGAUGGGUUUCAUGUCAAUGGACUUUCAUUAGCUGCUGAAUAUUUCCAGCAUUUGUGUUUUCUGACCCUCUUCUUGGCUUCCACCCACCUUGAAUAGUGUUGUUGGGCAGGGUUGGGUGAUUUCACUUGGGUGAUCACAUGAUGUAACAUGAGAUAGUAGGAUUUAGACAUUGUUUACAAACUGACUGAAGCAUUAAAAAUUCAAAAUCUGCAGAUGCUGUAAAUCUGAUAUAAAACCAGAAAAAGCUGGAAACUCUCAACAGGUCAGGGAGCAUCUGCAGGAACAAAAUUGCCAAUGCUUCUAGUCAAAGAUCUUAGUUGUUCCUUAAUUACUGUUAAGCAUUUAAGAAUCAUUUCAUGUGACUGUGCUUUAAGUGGCUGUAGUGUAUGGUGGAGAAAGUACCAGAAGCAGUAUGUCUGGAAGGAAAUGGUGGUAGAAAUGUUGAUAAUCUGUAUACAUUCUCAUUAAUAAAAUAUCUAUGUUGAUUGUCCUACACUCUUUAUACCUCUUUUUGCAGCAGUAUUUCUUUUGUUGGUUGUGGAGUCCAAUCAUGAAUCUUAAUGCAGGGUUUCAACACGACAUGUUGACAAUUUCAUCACCCCCACCCCACCCCCCACAGGUGCUGCUCAACCCUCUCAGUUUCUCCAGCAGAUUGUUUAUUGCUCAAGAUCCCAGCAUCUGCAGUUCUUCGUGUCUCCAGUGUAACAAUGAGGGUAGGCCGACUGGAGACAACCAAGCGAAACACCACGUGAAUGCAACAGAAAGCUGGAGUCACGGUGAGGAUGAAGAUUGCCUCAGACUGCCGGAUGCCAUCACCAUCCCACCCCAAACCAUUGGUAUUCAAAUCUGGAAAAACUGACACCAGUUCAAGGCCACUUGUUUGUUUGAACUAUAGCUGUAGUGACUAGAGCAUUGACCCUUAAUCCCAAAGCUGGACAACAGGCCCCAGGAGAGGUGUGGCCAGUCAUGGUCAGAAAUGAAGAUCAAUUAACCUGGAGAGGGAAGUGAUAGAAUGGGCUGAAUCCAUAUUGACCGUUCACACUAAUCCCAUUUUAUUCUCCCCACAUUCUCAUCAUCUCUCUCUAGAUUCUAUUGCUCAACCACAUACUAGGAGUAAUUUACCCACAGUAUUAUUAACCCACAAUAACAGGGAGAACCUGCAAAAUCAACACGUGAGGAUGGAACACGAUCUCUGGAGCUGUUGUGAGUCAAUGACAGCUCAGACCUAGAUUAAUACGGUGGCGAAAGGCCGAGGUGGAGGGGUAUGUGCUUUCAGAUGUGGUGUUAAAGUCACAUUUAUUGUCAUUUGCACAAGCACACAUGCACAGGUGCAAUGGAAAAUUUCUGCUGCAGCAUCACAGGUUCAGGCACUUGUCAAGUUGACAUAACAGUUUAUAUCAGCACUGUUGAUAAGACUUGUGUUCACUUGCCUAUAUCUACUGAUGAGACCCACAGUCAGAAAAUAGAACAAGGUGCAAUUUGAAGAAUCCUUUAUUUGGUAAACUACACCAGUCUUAAAACUCAGCCGAAGCUCACACUGACCAGUACGACUAUUUAAAAGGUUUACCCCAGAACAAUUGAGUAUUAGAUUGGGGCAACAACCAGUUAGCCUGGGAUUGGAUUCAACUGACCACUAGGUGCUGACUGUUUUGGCUGACCGUAACAAAGACAUGGGCGCAGAGUUAAGCCAUACAUUCCAUCGUGUCUGCUCCAUCAUUCAGUGAUGGCUGAUUUAUUUUCACUCUCAACCCCAUUCUACCACCUACAAUGCCCUGACUAAUGAAGAACCUAUCAACCUCAGCUUUACAUACACCUAAUGACAUGGCCACAGCUAUCUAUAGCAAAAAAUAACACAAACUUGCCCAUCACUUUGGUGAAGAUAUUCCUUCUCAUGAAAGGACAGCUUAUUAUAAGGCUGUGCCCUCUGGUCCUGGACCCUCUCUGCCCAUUCAGCCUUGGCAUUUCAAAAUUCAGUAGGUUUCAAGUGAGAUUUCCCCUUCAUUUUUCUAAACUCCACUGUGUACAAGCCCUGAGCCAUGAAACACUCCUCAUCUGUUCAAUGCUUCAUUUAAUAUCAGAAAAUGUACACAAUAUAUGACCUGAAAUUCUUACUCUGGACAGACAUCCUUGAAACAAAAAAAAAACCCAAAGACUAAAUGACAGUAAAAAGUUGCAAUAACUCCAGAGCCCCCUGUAACCUCCAGGCACAAAUAGCAUCAACCCUUUCUCUUCCCUCACCCCACAUAUUCUAGCAUAAAGCAUCAGCAUUCCCACCACCCACCUUGACAGUAACAGCAAAACCCCCAAUCAGAGACCAUGGUCUACAGUACAUCAAAAGCUAACUGUUCACGCCAACGGUUUUGACAUCCCACAGGCUGUCUCUCCCCCUCCCUCUGUCUUCCCUCCCCUCUCUCUACCCUCUCUCUGCGCUCCAUGUCCCCCCUCCCCCCCCCCCCCCGUUCUAUCAUGGCUGAUCCCGGAUCUCACUCAACCCCAUACACCUGCCUUCCCGCCAUGUCCUUUGAUGCCCUGGCUGAUCAGGUAGCGAUCAACUUCUUAUAAAGACUCAGCAUUAUCUCCUUGCUUUUAUAUUCUAUGCCCUCAAAUGAAUGCCAACAUUGCAUUUGCCUUCUUUACCACAGAAUCAAUCUGUAAAUUAAUCUGGGAGUCUUGCACGAGGACUCUUAAGUUUCUUUGCACCUCUGGUGUUUGAACCGUCUCCCCAUUUAGAUAAUAGUCCACAUUAUUGUUCCUUUUUCCAAAAUGCAUUCUCAUACAUUUCCCAACAAUGUAUUCAAUCUGCCACUUUUUUGCCCAUUCUUCCAAUUUGUCUAAGUCCUGCUGUGGUCAUAUUGUUUCCUCAGCACUAUCUAACCCCUGCCCCACCCAUCUUUGUAUCAUCUGCAAACUUUGCCACAAAACCAUCAACAUUAUCUGAAUCAUUGGUAAACAAUGUGAAAAGUAGUGGUCCCAAUACUGGCCCCUGAGGAACACCACUAGUCACCGGCAGCCAUCCAGAAAAGGCCCUCUUUAUUCCCACUUGCUGCCUCCUGCCUGUCAGCCAUUCCUGUAUCCAUGCCCAUAUCUUUCAUGUAAUGCCAUAGGAUUUUAUCUUGUUAAGCAGCCUCACGUGUGGCACCUUAUCAAAAGCCUACUGAAAGUCCAAGUAAGUGACAUCCACUGCCUCUCCUUUGUCCACUCUGCUUGUUACUUCCUUGAAGAACUCUUAACAGAUUUAUCAGGCAAGAUUUCCCUUUACAGAAAACAUGCUGACUUUGACUUAUUUUCUCAUUAGUCUACAAGUACCCUGAAACCUCAUCCUGAAUAAUAGAAAUUUCCUUUCUUUUGCCUUCCUCCCUUAAAGAGUGGAGUGACAUUUGCAAUCUUCCAGUCCUCAUGGACCAUGCCAGAACCACGUGAAUCUUGGAAGAUCAUAAGAGAUCUGUUACCUCUUCAGCAACCUCUCUCAGGACUCUGGGAUGUAGUCCAUCUAGUCAAGGUGACUUAUCCACCUUAAGCACUUUUUUCCUUUGUAAUAGCAAUGGCACUCACUCCUGCUCCGUGGCACUCAUGGGCCUCUGGCACACUGCUAGUGUCUUCCACAGCGAAGACUGAUGCAAAGUACCCACUAAGUUGAUCUGCCAUUUCAUUGACCCCCAUUACUAUCUCAUCAGUAUGAUUUUCCAAUGGUCCAAUAUCAACUCUCACCUCCCUUUUGCUCUUUAUAUAACUGAAAAAACUUCUGGUAUCCUGUAUUGGCCAGUUUGCCCUUUUAUUUAAUCUUUUCCCUUCUUAUAGCUUUUUUAGUUGCCUUUUGUGGGAUUUUUAAAGCUUCCCAAUCAUCCAUCUUUCUGCUCACCUUUGCUACCUUAUUUGUCCUUUCCCCGGCUUUUAUUCAGUCUUUAACUUCCCUGUCAGCCAUAGUUGCCCACCCCUGUUAUUUGAGAACAACUACUUCAGUAGGACAUACCUAUCCUGCGCUUUGUGAGCUUUUCCACUGAAACUUAAGCCAUCUCUGUUCUGUCGUCAUCCCUGCCGAUACCUUCCUCCAAUCUACCUGGCUCCUCUCUCACACCUCUGUAAUUCCCUUUAUUCCACUGUGAUGCUGAUACACGUGACUUGUGCUUCUCCCUCUCAAAUUGAAUUCAGUCAUAUUAAAAUCUCCUAAGGGUUCCUUUACAUUAAGCUCCCUAAUUAGACCUGGAUUAUGAAACAACACCCAAUCUAAAACGGCUUCUCCCCAAGUAGGCUCAAGGACAAGCUGCUCUAAAAAGCUAUCUCAUUCCCUCUGUUGUGAUCUGACACCAACCUGAUCUUCCCAAUCCCCUUGCAUAUAAGUCCCCCAUUACAAUUGUGUCAUUACCCUUAUUACAUGCCUUUUCCAGCUCCCUUUGCAAUCUCAACCCCAUAUUUCAGCUAUUAUUUGGAGGUCUAUAUAUGAUUACUAUGUUUUUUUACCCCUUGCAGUCUCUUAACUCCACCCACAAAGAUUCAACAUUCUCUGACCCUAUGUCAUCUCUUUCUAAAGACAUAAUUCCAUCUCUUACCGACAGAGCCGCAGCACUGCCUCUGAUAGGACCCCAAAUAUUAAUCCUUUCGUUCCUGGGAUCAUUCUCACGAACCUCCUGGACCUUCUCCAAUACCAGCUCAUCAAUGUCAUACACUGUAGUCAGUGUGUUGUUUGUGGGCUCUCCCUGUGACUGCUUUUCCACCUGCAACCUGUUUGAACUGCAGAUGAUAUUGUCCAAAAUGUUCUUCAGAAGUCAAUGAAGAGGCACAAAUCUUCUGGUCACACGCACUUCAUAGUACAGGUCACAUACAGCCUGCCAGCAGCAGCAAGCCGAGAAAAGAGGAAGCAGAAGAACAAUGAACUAAAGGCUUGAGACUUCAGGGUCCCUCUUUAUUCUGAAAACCAGUGUCAGUUUUCUCUGGUGCGAAGAGUGUGCUGUGACAUCUCAGACCAACAGGUAAAGAAACUACAUAAGUAUAGAACCAGCUGUACUACAAAUGACUGAAAUUUCACUGAACAUUUUCAAAUGGGUGAUCUACAAUCAUAUAAGCAAGCAUAAAGAAAGUUAAACUGCAAGGAAAUACCGUUUUGGAUGCUAAUCCAACAAUCCCAAAGAUGGCCUGCUUAAUAGGAUAGAGUAGAGUCAUACGAGUUAGAAGCAGGCUCUUUGACCCAUCUUAUCAAUGCUAACCAAGAUUACUAUCUAAGCUGGUUCUAUUUGCUGAGUGUGCAAAGAGGAUAGUUUUGAGUGGACACAAGAAGAAGUUGAGGGAAUUCUGCAGAUCAAGCAGCAUCGACAGAGCAAAGCGAACAGUUGGCAUUUUAGGUUGACACCCUUUAUCAGGACUGAAAAGGAAGAGAAAAGUUUGCCCAGCUCUAGUCCCAUUUUACCUACGUGCCCCACCUCUAUUGUCCCCUCCAUCACCUACAUCCCCAUUACUUGUAUCACACCUCUCGCCCACCUUUUUAUAAUGGCUAACUCCUUCCCUGCAUCCCCUAUUCCAGUCCUGAUGAAAGGUCUCAAACUAAAAUGUUGACUCUCUAUUCUCCCUUUUUAGAUCCUGCUUGACCCAUUGAAUUGCUCCAGUACGUUGUUGGAGAACAGGAUUGUCCUGAGAUAAGACAUGGAUUGAAUGGGCAGAAUGGCCAGUCUUUAUGUGGAAGAAUGAUAUGAAAUACACCAAGUUGUUUUCUGUUAAUUUCAUCUGAAUUCUGCCACUAGUCUUUUUUGCAAAGGUUUAAUAAAGCAAUUAUUUAAAAUUUCAUAAUUCAGCUAUUUUAUUUCCAUUAGAAGCCACUAUAGUUUCUCUAACAACCUGUCCAGUUGAGAAAGAUUUAGAUCAGAUUAGCUCAGUAUAAACCAGGAUACAAGGAAAUAGCUUGUUCACGUGAAGCUUACAAAGUAAAGAGUAUACAUGAUAAUGACAAUAAAUACAGCAACAAGUGCAAAACAACAGAACAGUGGAAAGGAUCCCUAAUGUUUCAAGGUAGUUCCUAGAUAUACUGUCAAACAUAAUUUAACCUGAAGCAAUAUUACAGCUGGUCAAUGGAAUGGGUGUUGGGGAGCAGAUGAUCAUUUCAGGCAAGUGGUAGGGAUUGGGGGCAUAGAAUAUGAGUUGCCUUGUUAUGUUGAAACCUUACAAAACACUGCUCUGACCUAACUUGGGGGUUAUCAGUGCAGUGUUGGUCACCACACUAUAGGCUGUGCUGAAGAGAGUGCAGAUGAUAUUCACCAGGAUGUUACCAGACCUGAGGAUUGUAUUUAUGGAGUAACUCUGGACAGGCUGGGCUUGUUUUUCUUGGAGCAAAGGAGGCUGAAGAUGCCCUAAAGGAGGUGUAAAAUAUGAAAGGCAUAGUACAGUAUAGUCAAAACCUUUUUUCCUGUAGUCAGGAUAUCAAAAACAAAAGAGCACAGGUAUGAGGUGAGAGAAUUGAAUUUAAAAGGGCAAGUUUUUUUUUACACAGGGGUGGUUGAUAUCUGACACUUACCUCCAGAGAAGAUAUGGAAUCAUUGUUUUUACAGGACAUGUGGACAGUUACUUAAGUAGGCAAAGUAUAGUAAGAUAUGGACUUAAUGCAGGACGGUUAGUCUAAAUGGACAAAGCUGAUAGCGUACAAAAAGUCUGUGUCCAUCUUGUUGAAUCAGAAUCAGGUUUAUUAUCAUUGGCAUGUGUGGUGAAUUUUGUUAACUUAGCAGCAGCAGUUCAAUGCAAUACAUAAUCUAGCAGAGAGAAAAAAUAAUAAUAAUAAUAAUAAUAAAUAAACAAGUAAAUUAAUUGUGUAUAUUGAAUAGAUUUUUAAAAAUGUGCAAAAACAGAAAUACUGUAUAUUUAAAAAAAGUGAGGUAGUGUCCAAAGCAUCAAUGCCCAUUUAGGAAUCGGAUGGCAGAGGGGAAGAAGCUGUUCCUGAAUUGCUGAAUGAGUGCCUUCAGGCUUCUGUAUCUCCUACCUGACGGUAACAGUGAAAAAAGGGCAUGCCCUGGGUGCUGGGGGUCCAUAAUAAUGGACGUAGCCUUUCUGAGACACCCGCUCCCUGAAGAUGCCCUGGGUACUUUGUAGGCUUGUACCCAAGAGGGAGCUGACUAGAUUUACAAUCCUUACUGUGAGCUUGACUGUCAAUGGCAACAUCAGUACUUAUUAUCCAUCCCUAAUCCACCCCUAAAUUGAGGAGGCAGAUAAUAAUCAACCAUUUUUGUAGG
This is a messenger RNA of Hypanus sabinus (Atlantic stingray), 11283 nucleotides long. RefSeq names its product carbohydrate sulfotransferase 9-like. Gene Ontology annotation, molecular function: sulfotransferase activity. NCBI's taxonomy places the organism in Eukaryota, Metazoa, Chordata, Chondrichthyes, Myliobatiformes, Dasyatidae. Gene Ontology annotation, cellular component: membrane. The coding region runs from base 1213 to 2460 and encodes 415 amino acids. The record is from RefSeq and is a predicted model, not a curated record. Gene Ontology annotation, biological process: proteoglycan biosynthetic process; carbohydrate biosynthetic process. The transcript is spliced from 4 exons.